This is a messenger RNA of Hyaloscypha bicolor E, 1662 nucleotides long. RefSeq lists its product as uncharacterized. The transcript is spliced from 6 exons. The record is from RefSeq and is a predicted model, not a curated record. Lineage: Eukaryota; Fungi; Ascomycota; Leotiomycetes; Helotiales; Hyaloscyphaceae. The coding region runs from base 1 to 1662 and encodes 553 amino acids.
AUGGCUGACGAAGACUCACGGCCAACACAUUGGGCUGUUCUGAUCGGAGUAGGUCUCACCAUCUUGCGGACUAAGCCAGGCUCUCUGAGUUCCGGGAAGGACAGAUCACUGAAAGGCGUGGUCCAAGAUAUCAUCGCUAUCAGCGAAUAUCUCAAGGAGGGUUUAUCUACACUGCACCAAGAUGAAGCUGUUAUACCUAUCGAAACUCCGGGUCGCUUACCAAGCCCCGGCAAUGUAACUUUGAGCUUCAAAAGAAUUCUGGAUCUGGCCAAACCUGGAAAUCACGUUUAUAUCCAUUACUCUGGUCACGGAACCCGGCGUAACUUUGAUUGCGCCGUCGCCUUACGAGCCCACCCCCAAAAGCCGGGCUCGUUAGAGCUCAUCCACCCCAGCAGCUAUGCGACAGAAUACUUGUACGGCACCGUUUUACGAAAUGCCAUCAGCCAAAUGAUCCGAAUAAGAUUAAGUGUCACACUUGCAACAAACGUUGAGGUUCGGUACAUUGAGCACGACUCUGACAUUGACGCGGAGUCUGAGUAUACAGACCCUUUCGCUGAGACACUAAAUACUGAAGAGCGAGGUGGGGUGGUCAAUCUCGCACGGCUUCUGGGUCCUGAAGGGUACGCAAUCAUUGCUGCAUGUGGCCCUCAUGAGGUCGCUUCGGAACUAGAAUUUGAAAGUGGUGUCCGACGGGGCGCACUAAGCUAUUUUUUGGUUGAUACCCUCUCAACUCUGAGGAAAAGCGGAGUUAAAAUCUCAAAUCAGACGCACCAUCAGCAUCUCAGAGCGCAAUUCCACGUACGCCUUCCCGAACAGACCCCGAUGUUGUACGGAAACCGCGGUUUUUCCUUCUUCGGCGAUUUCACCGACCAUCCUCAUCUUUCAAUGGCCUCUAUGCAUCGAAGCUUAGAGGACGGUUCUCUUAUUCUCCAUGCUGAACAAGUUCAUGGAGUGCACAACGGUGACGAAUAUGCUCUAAGUCUCUUCGAGUCACCAGAGAACCCCCCGGCGAUGAAUUCCCAGCCUAUUAGAAGUAAACUUGUCACACUCGAUCCCAAUGACAUGGAAAAAAUCUGGAAAGGCUCAGUCUGGAAGGCAGCCUUAGUCACUUCCCUCUCUCCUCGCAAGAUUCAUAUACAGUUGAACUCUAAUGUCCCAGACAGGGACGGGCUUAUACAAGCAGCCCAGUCCUCCAACUUUCUAGUCCCCUCUAGAACUGAGGAGAUAAAUCAAGAUUUGGUAUUGGUGCUUGAAAAUCUGACUGAUCAUCCACUAUACCUGACACUCUUCAUCCUCACUGAAUUCUGGGAAGUCCACAACUUAGUGUCGGAAAGGGGUGAAGAUAUAUGUCUGCUUGUGCUCCCUAGAGUUGGUAGGGAAACUGGAAAAUUAGAGCUUCCCCUAGCAAUGUCGGUUCCAGAGGAGCUGCAAAGAAGGAGUCAGAAACAAACCGAGGACGUUGUCAAAAUUUUUAUUACAAGCCAGUCGUCUAUGUUCCCAGGACUCUUACUCCUUAAGCUUGGUCACGAUUCUCAACUUCGUGGUGAGCCGGAUCCGUUGCAAAAACUUCUUCAGGUGUUGAAUGGUGGCUCGUGGAGGGGCUGGAACGCCCACGGAUGUGAAUGGACAACUCGUAGCUACUUCAUACGGACUCAUAUCUAG